Molecule: messenger RNA, 1615 nt
Organism: Umbelopsis ramanniana AG
Lineage: Eukaryota; Fungi; Mucoromycota; Umbelopsidomycetes; Umbelopsidales; Umbelopsidaceae
Exons: 5
Coding region: 15-1388 (457 amino acids)
Biological process (GO): protein localization to plasma membrane
Cellular component (GO): plasma membrane
Source: RefSeq, a predicted model, not a curated record
CUAUCCUUUCCCCUAUGUACAAAGUCGCCGAAGCAAAUCAAUACGUUGUCAAGACCGGUUUCGGUGUUGACGAUAUCCAAGUAUGCAAGAAAUGUAUGGUUUGGCCUGGCCAAACUGCCCAAUAUUUCGAUGUUACUCCUCACAAUUUUGAGUUGAGUCUGCACGCAAUGUCGGUUGAAAAGUUGGAGUUCUUGCUGCCCGCUGUUAUGACUAUUGGUCCCAAGAUCGAACUUCCUAGUUUGGUGAAAUACGCUAGACUGAUGACUGGAAGAACAAAGUCCAAUGUUCCCGAGCUGGUGAAGGGUAUCAUUGAAGGUGAAACUCGUGUCAUUGCCGCAGGUAUGUCUAUGGAGGAGAUUUUCAAGGAUCGCAAAGCGUUCAAGGAAAAUAUCAUUAGAAAUGUGCAGAGCGAAUUGGAUCACUUUGGUUUGUACUGCUACAAUACAAACAUCAAGUCCCUGCAAGACACCCCUGGCUCUGAAUACUUUUCUUACAUGAGGAUGAAGACACAAGAGGGUGCUGUUAACCAAGCUAAGAUUGAUGUGGCUGAUGCCCGGUUCAAGGGUGACGUUGGUGAGAAGGAAAAAGUUGGUAUGACUCGCCAAGAAGUGGGUCGUAUUGAAGCCGAUACCGUCAUAUAUGAAAACGAGAAGAAAGCUGCCAUCAGUCAAGCAAAUGCUCGCCUUGAAGCUCGACGGGCUGAGUUUGAUCGCCAAGUCGAAACCGCCAAGAUUGAAGCCAAGCAAGCUUCCAGUACCCGUCAAAUUGAGCUUCAGCGUGAUUAUGAAGAGAAACGUCAACUUGCUGAAACCGAAAGACUUCGUGCUGAUGUUGUUGCUAAAUGGAAGGCAGAAUAUGAAGUUGGCGUGCAAAAGGCUAAUACUGAGCUCUACAACCAACAACGAAAGGCUGAUGCUGAACUGUUCAAGAAGCAACAAGAAGCUGAAGGUAUGUUCAUUACAGCUUCCAAGGCUGCUGAGGCUCAAAUGAAGAAGGCCGAUGCAUACUUGUAUGAGAAGCAAAAGGAAGCCGAAGCAAUUUCAGAAGUCAUGGCUGCUCAGGCUAAUGGUUUGAAGAUGCUGGUCGGUGCUUUCAAUGGCGACACCAAUGCUGCUCUCAACUACUUGAUGGUCGAACGUGGUACCUUCCAGGCUAUGGCCAAGGAGAAUGCCAACGCCAUCAAGGGUCUCAACCCCAAGAUAACCGUUUGGAAUCAAGAUGGAAAAGCACAGUCAAAUCCUAUUGCCGAUAUCUACAAGUCUCUCCCUCCUCUUAUCGAUACCGUGCGUGAACAAACUGGCAUUAGCCCUCCUACCUGGUUGGCCAACAUGACUCCAAAUGCAAACGAAAUAGCCAAGUCCCAGACACUUGUUAAUGGCAAAGCAUAAUCUUAUCACUCCUUACAAUCUAUUUUCCUUUCUUUCCUUUUGAGGACUCUAUGAUACUUCCCUCAUUAUCCAUUGAUACCACUUCUUCCUUUACGGCAAACUUCGCCAUUAGAUGACCUUUCUUUACAAUCCCUUACUUAAGCUCGGAUAAUAUCUUAUUAUAUGAUAGCAUGAACUGUGUAUAAUGUACAAACUUUUUUUUGAAAUAAAUUGCUGUUAACUGUACU